This is a messenger RNA of Papaver somniferum (opium poppy), 396 nucleotides long. RefSeq names its product auxin-responsive protein SAUR40-like. Lineage: Eukaryota; Viridiplantae; Streptophyta; Magnoliopsida; Ranunculales; Papaveraceae. The record is from RefSeq and is a predicted model, not a curated record. Gene Ontology annotation, biological process: response to auxin. Bases 1 to 396 code for a protein of 131 amino acids. The transcript has a single exon.
AUGGGUUACAUCAGAGUAAACGAAGAAGUAGUGAGAAAUAAGAAUACCAUUUCCAGAGUUAAGCUUAUAAUAAAGAAGUUAAUGAGGAGAGUAGAACUCUCUAUAUUCAGACGGGAACUUGAAGGCGACUAUGGAGAAUAUACUACUAACAAAGUUGUCGAUGGUUAUAAUUUCGUGGGUUACGAUGGAAGAGUGGUGGAAGGUCAUUUUCCAGUGCUGGCUAUUGGCGGAGAUCAACCGCCGAAGAAGUUUUUUGUUGGAUUAAGAUACUUAAACCAUCCUGCAUUUGUCAAGUUACUUGAAGAAAGAGAGAGUAAGUUAGGAUUUGAUCAACAAGGUGUUCUUGUCGUUCCCUGUCAAGCAAGUGAGCUUCAAAGUAUCUUAUCUUGCGUUUGA